This is a messenger RNA of Acanthocheilonema viteae, 663 nucleotides long. The record is from the annotation of a GenBank genome assembly. NCBI's taxonomy places the organism in Eukaryota, Metazoa, Nematoda, Chromadorea, Rhabditida, Onchocercidae.
AUGGACAAUGAUCAGAGAAAGAGGAUUAGUGGUGAUAACAGUGAUCAGAGUGUGACAUCAUCCACCUCAUCCACUUCAAUCACCUCAACAUCAUCCACUAAUGAUCAGCAACAACAACUUUUGCUACAAUCUGUUCAGAGCCAAGGAACUGAAGAAAAACGCACCGAUCAGAUACCAUCAAUGGGAACGGAAGAGAAUGUAACCGUUGUCCGAAUGAGGAACAGACCGCUUUCUCAAAUUCAACAACAGGCAACAACAAAUGGUAAUGUGUCAGAAGCGAAUGAAAACAAAAAAAAUAGUUCGCUUUCUGUACUACAACAUGGUCUGGAAGUGCUCAACGAAAUUACACCUGAAGAUGAUGGGAAUGAAGAAAUUCGAAGAUUGGAUUCGCAAUUAGAUCACUUGAAUCAUUACAUGGAUAAAGUUGAGGAAAGGAUCAAAGCACACAAUGAAAAACUGAUGAAUACUUUGAAACAUCAAAGAGAAGAACGCGAGAAAAGACGUCGUUCUUUCCAUGAACGUAUUGCAUUGAACCAGCAAGAAGAUGAUGACUUUCAACGACAAAUUUCAACACUCCUAAGUCGUGUUGAUAUAUCGAAGAAUCGCGCAUCAAUGUACGAUAUUAUCAGCCAGAUGGAAAUUCCAAAAUCAAAAGGGCAGUAA